Molecule: messenger RNA, 1524 nt
Organism: Oncorhynchus kisutch (coho salmon)
Lineage: Eukaryota; Metazoa; Chordata; Actinopteri; Salmoniformes; Salmonidae
Product: gap junction Cx32.2 protein-like
Exons: 2
Coding region: 234-1079 (281 amino acids)
Biological process (GO): cell-cell signaling
Cellular component (GO): connexin complex
Molecular function (GO): gap junction channel activity
Source: RefSeq, a predicted model, not a curated record
AGUGAAAUUAUGAAAUUGUUGCAUGGAAGUCUGAUUGGUGUAUAAGUGUUACUCCAAGCACUUUGUAUAACUGUGAGUCAGGCUGAGCAAACCCAUCAGGUUUAUAAGAAUGGGCUACUCUGAGUAUUUCAAUAUCCUAAUCUCAUGUUCACGAACGCUAUUCCUUGCCUCUGGUUUAUUGAUGAAAAAAAAUUCUGAUCUGAGCAACAUAACAAAGAUAAUAAUCAGUGACAAUGGGGGACUGGUCAUAUCUUUCCAAGUUACUGGACAAGGUGCAGUCCCACUCAACGGCCAUCGGAAAGACAUGGAUGAGUGUCCUGUUUAUCUUCAGGAUCCUGGUUCUGGGUGCAGCAGCAGAUAGUGUGUGGGGAGACGAACAGUCUGAUUUCUACUGUAACAACAAAGAACCUGGGUGUGAGAACGUGUGCUAUGACUGGGCCUUCCCCAUCUCACACAUCCGUUUCUGGGUCAUGCAGAUCAUCUUUGUCUCCACCCCAACUCUUCUAUAUCUGGGCCAUGCCAUGCAUGUCAUCCAACAGGAGGAUAAAAUGAGGGAGGCACUGCAGAGCCACGUUGACAAUGGCAUGUUGAAGAGGCCCAAAUACACAGAUGCCCGGGGGAAAAUCAAAAUCAAGGGAAUUCUGCUACGUAGCUACAUGACCCAGUUGUUCUUUAAGAUAGUGUUGGAGCUCGCUUUUAUUGUGGGACAGUACUACUUAUAUGGGUUUGUCAUGAAACCCAUGUUCCUCUGUCAACAACAGCCCUGUUCCAGACUGGGUGCUGAGUGCUUCAUGUCCCGUCCCACAGAGAAGACCAUCUUUAUCAUCUUCAUGCUGGUGGUGGGCUGUGUUUCUCUGCUUUUGAAUGUGAUCGAGGUGUUUUAUUUGAUUUGCACCAGAGUAAAAUGUGGAAACAAGAAACAAUACCCACUGCAUAUCAUCUCAACUGAGAACCCAACCACACUUUACUGUCCUGCAUCAGAAUGGAAAGGUAACCUGGAUGGACAUGAAGAUUGCUCACCCCUUCACAACAUCCAAAGAGAAGCUGAACUAAUGGAGGAAAAGAAAAACACUCCUUAGGUUUGCAAUAGAUUUCAUGUGAUGAUAUUCUGACAUGUGAAUUGAUGUAAUCAUAUCCAAUUAGUUGGCUACACUUCAAGUAAAUUAGGGAAACAAAACAUUCCAGAGUGUAUUGAGUUUUGUUUGUCAAAUAGACUACCUUGUUACUGAAUGUUGUAAAUAUUACAGUUUGUUUCUAUGCUGACACUGUGAUGACUAAUAUUUUGUAGGAUAUGCAUAUCUUUGUUCAAAAUAAAAGUACUGGAAAAAGAAACGUGAAAAAUAACUCACGGCCGCACAUUCCCAGGGCUUACACUAGAUGGCAGCAUAAACUUGGUGAUUGAAAUCACAUUUUACCAGCACCAGUGGUCCGACUUUGUUCUGCAGAAUAGGCUGUAGUCUUAUCUAAAUGUCUAGCUCUAUGCUUAUAAACACAUGCAACACAAGUUACCUUUCAUGUCAAAGC